This is a messenger RNA of Ectocarpus sp. CCAP 1310/34, 1972 nucleotides long. The record is from the annotation of a GenBank genome assembly. Lineage: Eukaryota; Phaeophyceae; Ectocarpales; Ectocarpaceae.
AUGCACGCAGAGGGGUUAAACGCUAGGGGGGGGCGUGGGCGUUCCAUUGUUGACGGCAGAUGGAGAGGCGGGCGAAAAGAUCAUCGCGGAGACGGGGGAUGUGGAUGGAAUGUGGUAGAGGGAGAACACUUACGGGUCGUAGGCAGUAGGUACCGUGCAACGGAGCCGGGGACAGGGUGGGUGGGAGAGAGAGCUUGCGCCCGAGGCGGAUAGUCGCAUCUACGGUUGUUUGUUCCUACAGGCUUGACGAGUCCUGUAGGCCGAUUGUCUGCAAUGGGUGUCGGUGAGUCGUGUCUUGGUGUUCAUGUGAAGGAGUAUUCUACUUCGAAUGUUGCAUCCGUCUCGUCGCAUCCACAGCCGAUUAUUUCCUAGUAUGAUAGACACGAUUUCUGUCCUACUUUCGCAAUCUCGAUGCCACACACGUGAGUAGACCACAGGCCUCUUCAGACGAAGAUUGGUGCCUAUACGCUAAGACGAAGAAAAAAACAGGAACAGGCCAAACCCCUGAGAGGGGUUGGCGCCCAUUGUAUAUGUAAGAACAUUCAACUCACUAACCGUAACAAAUCCAUUACAGAAUCAUCAGACAAUUCGCACGCGGAGGCCUCUGACGUGUGCACAACAAGUUGAGUCCACCAAACGCCAAGGAAUGAGACAAUUCAUGAAACUACGUGGCGAACAAAACCAAGCACAGCCGGACCAAAACGGGGGUCCUAGGAAAGCGCCUGUAUAAAAUGUCGUGCAGUUACGAGGACGGGCUUGUGGCGUGGAUUGUCUCAUCUACCGAAAAUGCCAAUUACCACCACCUCGGCCCUUGAACCCAGAUACCUAUCGUUGCACCACACUAGUCAACCCCUCCCGACCCUUUCCCGGAAUGUUGAACUGCUUCCAACCACAUCGAGGGUUAUCUUCCAGGAUGAUUUGGUGAUGAGACGCCAUCCAUCCAGGGAACGUGGCAGGUGGCCGUACAUGCUGUAUGUAGCCUGUUCUAAGCAACGGGCGGGUUUGGCAACGAUGUCGUUAUACGAAUCAACGUUUCUGGCCUCUCCCAUUGGGAAGGGUCAGUCCUAGGCGGGAGGCGCCUCGGCAGCGGUAUCCAGGACAUGUGAUGAAUAGAACGAGUAGCCGGUAGAACGCCGUGGGAGUUCAACGGGCAUGGGUCUUCCUCUUGGAAGUCCCCACGCGAUUCGGAAAAAGCCUAAACCCUCGCUCGUGCUAACGGGUUCAGUGUACUUGUUCACGUCUACGUCUGCAUCAACGACUUUUCCGGUAUCUUUCUCUGCUCCUUUGCUGACGCCGCCGAAACCGGGAGUAUCGCAACCUCCGCCAGCCUCGUGUCCAACGGCGAACGAGCUAGGACGACGCCGUGGCACUGUGCUCUCAGUAGGCCUCCACGUGUGCCCAGACACCGGACCGAAAGUGCGCCGGCGAGUGCUGCCUUCUUGUUCGGUUCCGCGAAGCUCGUUCGACAGUAGGUCAAGACUCCCGUCCUUCUCGCCGUUGGAAUGAUCAUUCCUCUUGUGGCGGUUGGCGUCGUGUCCGUCUUUUGGCAUUAAUCUUCCAUCAGUGGCGUCACCAGCAUCCAUCAACUGUUCAACAGCGGGAAACUUGCUCCGCUUGCGGUGGGGCAGGUAGAUUUCGACUGGUUUCAGGCGGCUUAAGCUCCAUGUCCGGCUACCACCCACGAGGUUGUUGCUGUUGCCCACCAUGUCUUCCGCAAGGACUCUUGAGGCCUGCGAACCUGCCCCAUUUGCGCAUAGUGUGUAGGAAUCUGGCGCCGACGAAUCAAGAACCUUGCUCUGGGCCAAUUCGAAGGGCUGCCUUCGUUCCUCUUCAGGUGGACCCUCACAAAUGCUUGACUGGUCUCCUGCCCUGGAAGACGAACUCCCUCCGGUUUCUCGAAGGAGGCCCGCCUCGGCAGGUAAUGUUUCACUCCAAAGCUCGAGCGUUCCCCCCUCUACCAUGUCCGACCACC